UCUCUCUCUCUCUCUCUCUCACUCACUCACUCACUCACUCACCCCGUCUCUCAUAAGAGCGGUGCACACUCGCCACACGCACACACGCGCACCGCCCAGACACACACACACGCUCGAUCACGAUCGCACACGGACCCCGCUCAGACAGGCAGAGCUCAGAGUCGCGAGAUCAGCAGCAGCAGCAGCAGCAGCAGACAGAUCCACCAGAUCAGACACAGCCAGAGCCAAACACCAGAGCACACAGCCCCCCUGUACAGCACAGCACAGCACAGCAGCAACAUGGAUGUACUGAAGAAGGGAUUCUCCAUGGCCAAGGAGGGAGUGGUGGCGGCCGCCGAGAAGACCAAGGCUGGGGUGGAGGAGGCAGCUGCCAAGACCAAGGAGGGGGUCAUGUAUGUAGGAAACAAGACAAAGGAGGGAGUGGUAUCAGGAGUGAACACAGUGGCCCAGAGAACGACUGAUCAGGCCAACAUCGUGGCGGACACAACAGUCGCCGGGGCCAACGAGGUGGCUCAACAGACAGUGGAUGGCGUUGAGAACGCGGCGGUGUCAACCGGAUUGGUCAACCCGGAGGAGGAGGCGCCUGUCACAGAGGAGGCUGACUUCUCCCACACGGAGGGAGCCGCAGAGGAGGGAGGGCAGUAGGUGUCAGUCCUGAGAGUAAGCAGCAGCGACGUCCCUCUCCUCAGUUUGGGUUCAACUCCUUUUGAGCUGCUGGUUGGCCCUCCCAUCUCCGCCUCUGGAUCCCAGAAUGCUUUCUGUUGUGUGACUCAGUGAAACUAAACGUUCAGAGAGAUUUCCCCCUUGCCUCUACACCACCCCAUCCACAACACACCCUCUACACUUCCCUGCCCCCAUCAACUCACCCUAGCCCCCCACCAUUAACCCACCUCAUCACUGUGACCCCCCUUUCCAGAACAUCAGAACACACACACACACACAUGCAAAAUGCCGUGGGACUUAGAAUUACUUUGUAGAACAGUAAUUAUUUCCCUUCUCUCUCUAGAGGAAAAGCAAAAGUGAAACUUUCUGGUAGUGUGCACGCAGUCAGCUAAUGUAACACCUGUACUUAUGCAGUAGAUGUACUUAUAUUGGUGUAUGCUUUUUGGUCAGGAGUGUUGAUUAAGAUGUGUUUGAAGCCUGUGUAUUUAACCCAUUGUGUCUUAUUGCCUGAUAUUUACCCCCGUCCCUUAAUGUGACAGAUCAGGGUUCAGAGUUUAGAGUGAAGGUGGAGAAAGGGUUAACAGCAGCACUGCCCAAUCCUCCUCACCCCCCCUACUUCCACUGUCUUCUUCCUCGUCCUUCCGUCAUCUUUGUAAUUUUUUUUGACCAAGGAAGUCCUAAACCUCAGGGCUCUGUAGAAGUAUUAUAAUUAGAGGGCUUUCAUAGGGAAACAGUUUGUAUUGGAAAUAUGUAGGUCCUAAACAGAUGUUGUGUACCUUCUCAGUGGUGUGGUGUUUACCGUCCUCUACACUUUCAGCUUGGAUUUCCUAUCACAGUCUGCAAGAGGGCUCUUGAUGUUGAGGGGUUUCACCAGGUUACAUGUACAACUGUGACAUGGACCCUGCUGUGGUAACCUUCGAUUAUAGACGGUAGAAAGAGAAAUGUAAAAAAAAAACUGUGUGUGGUUAGAUAUAUUGACUUUGCCUGUUCCAAGAUUAUUUUCCUCAAAUGUAGAGAUAUGAAUGAUUUGAAAACAUUGCAAAAAUAAGUAAAUACUGCAAUGUAUGUCUCUACAAGAGCCACAUUUUACAGUGAUAUUAUACUUUGGUCUUUGUCGUUGUGCUUUCACUCUGUGAUAAGCCACACCGUCUGUCACUCAACCGGGUGCUCUGGCCCCUCCCCCUGUCUUCUGUCUGCUCUUGGUCACUAAAAAUAGGUCUUUUAAACCAUUGAAGUGUUUGUCUUUUGAAGUUGUCGGAAACAAGACUGCAUGUUGCCUUACUAGCACCCAGACACAUAGACUCAGUUACUUCACACACUGUCAAAAAUGCAUUACACAAAUUGAAGCACACACACGCAUAAAAACACACUCACAAAAAAAGAAAUGACACUAAUGUACACAAACACAUGGAGAUGCAAAUUUGUGUUGGCAAUUUGUGUUGCAUCAAAGCAGACUGCUUCUUUUAUAAAACAAUAAAACUGAAAUAAAGACAAUUUUUUGGAAAUCCAG
Molecule: messenger RNA, 2173 nt
Organism: Hypomesus transpacificus
Lineage: Eukaryota; Metazoa; Chordata; Actinopteri; Osmeriformes; Osmeridae
Gene: sncga
Product: synuclein, gamma a
Exons: 6
Coding region: 280-645 (121 amino acids)
Biological process (GO): chemical synaptic transmission; synapse organization; synaptic vesicle endocytosis
Cellular component (GO): neuronal cell body; axon terminus; cytoplasm
Molecular function (GO): cuprous ion binding
Source: RefSeq, a predicted model, not a curated record